ACCACACCACCGACCUUUGUUUACUCCCAUCCCACUCUCUAUAUAUACUCUCUCACUCCACCUCUUUCCGAUUCACAAACCACAAACGAAUUCACAGAGACACGCCGGAGAAGAGAAACUUCGACAUGGGAUCCGAUGGGAACACAUCAAACGCCGGGACCGGAUUCCCGGCGCCGUCCCUCUGCAGCAACGGUUGCGGAUUCUUCGGAACGCCGGCGACGAAGGGGCUCUGCUCCAAGUGCUACGCCGCCGCGGAGAUGGCGGAGCAGGCCGCCUCCGCCUUGGAGAAGCUCUCGCUGGGGACCGAUCUCAGGGUCAAAAUCAGACAGCCGGCGUUCGUUUGGCCGGUCGUCGAAUCGGCGGAUGACUCAGCGCGAGACCCGCCGCCGCCGCGCGGUGCCGGCAGGUGCCGGAGUUGCCGGAAGAGGACGGGGCUGGUGGCGUUCAAUUGCCGAUGCGGUUAUGCCUUCUGUGCGGCCCACCGCUACCCGGAGGCGCACGAUUGCACUUUCGAUUUCCGGGCCGCGGGUCGGGUCGAAAUAUCCAAGGCGAAUCCGCUGGUGACGCCCGAUAAAAUCCAGAGUCAUUACAAUGCAGGGAUUAGGCCUCUAUUUAUAGUGGAGAGGCUUGUUUCGCCGGGAAUCAACGAAGACUCGCCGUUGAAGAAGAAGAGUAAAGAGGAAAUGGAAUGGAAGGGGAACUGGACGGACGCCGGGACCGGACUUCCCUCCCUCUGCAAUAGGGGAUGCGGAUUUUUCGGAUCACCGGCGACGAACGGACUCUGCUCCAAGUGCUACACCGCCGAGAUGGUGGAGCGGGCCACGUCCGCCAUGGAGAAGCUCGCGCUGACGGCGGAUCUCCGCCCCGAGGAGGUAGAUCUGGCGAUUUCCGCCAUGGAGAAGCUCGCGCUGACCACAAAUCUCAGAGAUCCGGCGUCCGUGUGGCCGGUCAGGUCGGCGGAUUCAGCCGGAGAGGUGCCGCCGCUGCCGCCGUGCGACUCGAACAGGUGUGGGAGUUGCCGGAAGAAGAUGGGGCUGGUGGCGUUCAAUUGCAAGUGCGGGUUCGCCUUCUGUGUGGCCCACCGCUACCCUGAGACGCACAAUUGCAGCUUUGAUUUCAAGGCCGCGGGUCGGGUCUCCAUUGCCAGGGAAAAUCCGGCUGUGAGGCCCGACAAAAUCCAGAGGUUCUGAUUAAUGAGGAUUGAGGAUUUCGCGGAGGAAGACGAUUUCU
Messenger RNA from Cuscuta campestris, 1230 nucleotides. The record is from the annotation of a GenBank genome assembly. NCBI's taxonomy places the organism in Eukaryota, Viridiplantae, Streptophyta, Magnoliopsida, Solanales, Convolvulaceae.